Polychytrium aggregatum is the source of this 345-nucleotide messenger RNA. RefSeq lists its product as uncharacterized. The record is from RefSeq and is a predicted model, not a curated record. The transcript has 3 exons. NCBI's taxonomy places the organism in Eukaryota, Fungi, Chytridiomycota, Chytridiomycetes, Polychytriales. The coding region runs from base 1 to 345 and encodes 114 amino acids.
AUGUGCCCGGGAAUCCCGUUGGCCGUCGCCUCUGGGGGGCUGCUGGCGGCGCCAAGCUGCCCAUCGACAACCGGGGGAUUCGCGGCGCUCUGCCGGGGGAUUCCUCGUGAUGGCGUGGGGGGGGGAAGGAGAGCAACCAACUUGGGCCAGGGCAAUGGGGGGGAAGAUGGAGCGAAGGAGCCGACGGAGAGGAGCCAACCCACCGCGGGUGCACCGGUGUCGCCGGAGCGCAACAAGCGCAACAAGCGCUGGCGAGAAGCAAAGGAAGACAACGACUGCAUUAGCUCGGGCGAGAGAGACUGCGGCAAGCCCGAUGUGUCGGCAUGCAACAGGGGGAGUGAGUGA